Saccostrea echinata is the source of this 2649-nucleotide messenger RNA. RefSeq names its product ADAM 17-like protease. Gene Ontology annotation, cellular component: plasma membrane. The record is from RefSeq and is a predicted model, not a curated record. The coding region runs from base 61 to 2406 and encodes 781 amino acids. NCBI's taxonomy places the organism in Eukaryota, Metazoa, Mollusca, Bivalvia, Ostreida, Ostreidae. Gene Ontology annotation, molecular function: metalloendopeptidase activity. The transcript has 23 exons. Gene Ontology annotation, biological process: membrane protein ectodomain proteolysis; Notch signaling pathway.
UUUUCCCAAAAAAUUUAAUGAUUUUGUUGGAAAUACAUUAAACUCAACAAAUGACUGAGAAUGAGGAGUGCCGAGUUUUGUUUGGCGAUGGUAGUAAUGCUGGUUAGCUUCACAAACGGAGAUGUAUCCAGUAAAUUGCAGUAUUAUGAGUUUCUACAAAUGUCAGAUAUUGAGCGUCGGACAAGACGGGGAGCGGAUCCAAAUCCUGCAUCACAUCUUCACCAAUUUUGGUUCAAAGCAUUUAAUAGGCAUUUUCAUUUAGUUCUUAAACAGUCCAAUAUUAUAACUCAGGAUUUUAAAGCUCGGACGCUGAGCAACCAUUUGAAAUAUGAAUUUUACGUUGCCAACUCAAACUUCCUCCAAGGCCAUUUGUCAGAUGAUGACAGCUCACAUGUUGAGGCUCAUUGGGAGGGGGACAUGUUAUCAGCCAGUAUAACGACAGCUGAUGAUAUCAUAGUACUGGAGCCUUCAUGGAGAUUCUUGAAAGGUUCAGUGCAGAAAAGCAAUGGUAGCAUGAUCAUUUAUAAAAAAUCAGACAUGGUAUCUGACCCACAAAAGAAAGCUUUAGGAUACAGAGUAAAAUUUUGUGGUAACGAUGCUGAUAUGUCCAGAGCAGCUGAUGAGAUUCCUUCAACACCUGAAAAUAUAUUUUUAGAAAAUUAUUAUACAGUUUACAAGCAUCGGAGAUUAAAAAGAGAGCAAGAUUUCCUAGGAUCAAAGAAAAUGUGUCGUCUUUUUGUUAUUGCUGAUUAUAAAUUUCAUAAAAACAUUGGAGGGAACAAUAAACAUACUACUGCCACAUACAUAAUAGGUAUAAUGAAUCGGGUAAACCAAAUAUUUAUGAGAACCAGAUGGCCAGAUGAGAGUUCCAACAUCCAUGGAUUAGGUUUUGAAAUUGCUGAGCUUGAAAUCCAUGAAAAUUAUACAUACCAAGGAGUGCAUUAUAACAACCCAAAUAUAACCUGGAACACGACAUACUUACUACAGGUUUUCAGUCGUGGGACAGCCUUUAAGGACUACUGUUUAGCUCACCUUUUCACUUAUCACAGAUUCUCUCGAGGAGUGCUUGGUCUUGCCUAUAUAGCAGGAAGGGGAAACAGUCAGCCAGGGGGCAUAUGUUCUACAGGCCCAUCCCCUGGAAAAGCCCAAGUCCUGAUUGCAGGCAGUCUGGAUCCCCCUUUUUUCCGAACUCAAGGCUUUGACACAACAUUUAACACAGGAUGGAGCUCAGCUCAGAACAGUGAAGGGGACAGAGUUCUGUCCCUUGAGGCAGCACUUGUUAUUGCUCAUGAACUAGGACACAAUUGGGGUAGUGAGCAUGACCCUGACACACCCAGUUGUGCCCCGGGGGUAGAGCAAGGAGGGAGGUAUCUCAUGUAUCCAUAUUCUGUAAGCGGGUAUGAGCAUAAUAAUCAAAUUUUUUCAUCCUGUAGUAAAAGAUAUAUCUAUAAUGUCAUUAAAACUAAAGGUCCUGGGUGCUUUACAGAGAGUAAUACUUUAACUGUGUGCGGUAAUGGUCGGAUGGAGGCCACGGAGGAGUGUGACGCAGGGUUUAACGGAGAUAAUUGCUGUACUUCCGAUUGUAAAUUACGUGCCGGGGCCAUCUGUAGUCCGAUGAACCAUGAAUGCUGUGAUGAUAAAUGUAGUACUGCUCACAAUCAAACAGUUUGUCAUGCCCUGCCCGACAGUCUGGUCUCGUGUAAAGAGGAUUCAAAGUGCAAUGGAGUAGAUUUGACUUGUCCUGAGGCAGAGAAUAAAGAUGAUGAUGAGCCAUGUGUGGACGGUGGAAAGUGUAAAAGUGGAGUUUGUCGUAAUUUUUGUGAGUUACGUGACAAGGUGCCUUGCAUAUGUUCCAAAGAAAGUGGACAUGCAUGUCACCGCUGUUGUCAAGCAAUAAAUGACACGCAAUGCCUGCCUGAACCCUCUCCCCCUACCCUUCCGGAGAACCUUCCCAAUGGCCGGCCAUGUUUCCAUGGAGUGUGUGUGGAUGGUGUGUGUGAAAAACAGAAGAAUCAUAUUGUUCAGAGGCUAUUCAGCAUUAUUGAUACUAUUACUGUUGAUCAGUUUGUUGAGUUUAUGAAAAGAAAUAUUGUUGGUACCAUUCUUGUGUUCUCUUUGUUACUGUGGAUUCCUGCCAGCUGUACAUUUAGUUAUUUUGACAAAAAGAGAGAAAAAAGAUUACGACAUGGAAGAUGGAAAAGUCGUUCAAGAUACACCUUACUAAUGGACUAUCUAGAGGCAGAAGGGCAGAAAAUCAAGCAAGCCGGAAGUUUUCGUGUAAAACACUUUGGUGGAAGUGUGAUCCGCCACACUGGGUUCCGUCCAGGACACAUGUACCUAACUCAGUCCAACUUCACCAAAGAAGUCUUACAGUACGCAGAUGACUUAAAGGAAUCCGCAGUCUAAAAAUGUCAGAUGUGAAGAGUGUAUUACCUAUAUCUUUCAAAUGUGUGUGAUAGUCUAUAACCAAAAGUGCAUUAUUUUGUAUCUAAUUCUCAGUCAAUUCAUACUUGUAUUUACAAUGGCUUUAUUUUUUAUGUUACAGUUUUUAUAUUGUGAUGGGAACAAGUAUAUUUGUAUAUGUUUUGCACAGAAAGUGCAUUUAUUGAUCAACUUAAAUCCAGAUUUUAUGUAUUUUUAUGUUUUAAA